Messenger RNA from Parascedosporium putredinis, 1782 nucleotides. The record is from the annotation of a GenBank genome assembly. NCBI's taxonomy places the organism in Eukaryota, Fungi, Ascomycota, Sordariomycetes, Microascales, Microascaceae.
AUGGCGCCACGAAUAAGUUUCGACCCGGAGCAAAUUCGGGAGAAGUCGCGGCGGGACCUGCUCAAUCUUCUUGAGGGUGUCCGCGGUAAGAAGAAUGUUGUCUUCGAUCGAAGUCUCGUUGGGCCAGUUGGCGUAAUUGUCAAGGUCGCCACGCUUCAGGAGUACGGCGUUGAUAAGUUUUUCAUUCUUGAGAAUCAAAAUGUCGAUACCAGCCAGCGCAACGUCAUCUUCAUCGCGAGAGGCGAAUGCGGCCGCCAUGCCCAGACGAUAGCAGAUCAGAUCCGACGACUACAGAGAGAAAGCCAAACGGGCCACGACUUUCAUAUUUUCUGGCUCAACGAUUCGUUUGAGGACCUGUACCUAAACAAGGAUGUGACCCCAACCUAUCUCAUGGCGCGUGCCCUCAUGGAAAUACAACAAAACCACGGCCUUUUCCCCAGAAUUAUAGGCAAGGGCGACCAUGCGAAGCGGGUGGCGGAUCUCCUCGGCCGCAUGAAACAGGAGACUAUCGCUGAAGGUGGUGCAGACAAAGGCUUGAAGGAUGCGCUAACGCCGAGCACGACGGUGGAGAGUGUCAUCGUCAUCGACCGUGAGGUUGAUUUCGUCACCCCGCUCCUUACACAGCUUACAUAUGAAGGGCUCAUCGACGAAAUCUUCGGGAUCGAAAACAACCAGGCCAAGGUUGACACCACCGUGGUUGGUGUUCCUACGCAGUCGUCCUCAGGGGCGAACGCCCAGACCCGAAAGCGACCAAUUCAACUCGAUUCUACGGAUAAAUUGUAUGAUCAGUUGCGUGAUGCUAACUUUGCUAUUGUUGGCUCUCUGCUCAACAAGGUCGCCGUGCGGUUACAGAAGAUCCGGAAGGAUUAUGAGGCGAACCAGAGCAACAAGUCCAUUGCCGAGCUGAAAGAAUUUGUAGGCAACCUUCCUGCCUACCAGGCCGAGGAGAAAAGUGUGGGGAUCCAUACCGGAUUGGUAGAGGAGAUCGUGAAGCACACGCGAUCCGACCUAUUCAAGGGAUUACUCAAGGUUCAGCAGAAUCUCGCUGAUGGUGCAGAUCCAUCAUCUCAAUUUGAAACGAUUGAAGAGCUCAUCGCCCGUGAUGCUCCUAUCAAGGAGGUCAUGAGGCUCUUGUGCAUCUAUUCGUGCAUGUCAGGCGGGAUCCAGCAAAAGGAGUACGACCUAUUUCGACGAUUGAUCCUAGAAGGCUACGGGUACCAACAUAUUCUCACGUUGCAUAAGCUUGCGAAGCUACAGCUGAUCCUUCCCCGAUCCUCGCCGCUCGCCGGCAUGAUCCCCAUGACGGGCAACUCGGAUGCGGCUGGCACGAAGACGAACUACGCCUAUCUACGGCAGCAACUGAAGCUCAUUGUUGACGAGGUCAGGGAGGAUGACCCUGACGACAUCGCAUACGUGUACAGCGGGUACGCCCCGCUGUCGAUUCGACUCGUCCAGUGCGUGCUGCAAAAACAAUACCUAAUGCAGCUCACCAAGGGCGGUAACAACGCGCCGGCCGGCGCCGCGAGCACUGCUAGCGCGGCCCAGGGCUGGCACGGCUUCGAUGAGGCGGUGAAGCAUGUCCGAGGAAGGACUUUCUAUGAACUACAAAAGGGCGAGGACAAGGCUGUCAAGGCUCGAGCCCUUCUCUCGGGAGGUGGCGACAGACAAACUGUUUUCGUCGUGUUUGUAGGAGGGAUCACAUUCACAGAGAUAGCUGCGCUACGUUUUAUUGCGAGGCAGGAAAAGACCGACGUGACAUUAUUAUCUGCACAACUUCGAUAA